GCAGAAAUCCUGCUGCUCCGCCGACAGAGCUGGUCCUCACAGGGAUACAGACCAGCGACGGACAGACAGACAGACACACAGACAGACAGACACACAGACACAGACAGACACACAGACACACAGACAGACAGACAGACAGACACACACACAGACAGACAGACAGACACACAGACAGACAGACAGGUGUCCAGUCCUCCGCUGCCUGCCGCAGCAGCCGGACUCUUCCUCUCUCCUCAGGCUGUUGCGGCUCCGCGGGGCGCAGCGCCGCUGUUUGCGGCUCUUUCUGCGGGUUUUUGCGGGUCUCUGUACGGACCGAACGGAGCGGCUCAGUUCGCAGGUGUCCAGGUCAGGAUGAACGGUCCAUGCUGAACUUCUCCUCAGCAUGACAUCAUCAGGCCCCGCCCCCUGCUCCCUCUGUCCUGACGUUGUUGCCGCUGGUUGCCUCGGCGCCCUGUGGCCCCGCCUCCUGCUGGCUCUCUGGAUCUGGACCUGUGACCCGGCGGGGCAGGCGCAGGCCUCGCACCAGCACUUCCACCCCCACUCCAUCAAGCUGCCUGGUGACAUCACUCUUGGGGGGCUGUUCCCCAUCCAUGCCCGCGGCCCCCACGGCGUGAACUGCGGCGAGCUGAAGAAGGAGAAGGGCAUCCACCGCAUGGAGGCCAUGUUGUACGCCCUGGACCAGAUCAACAGCGACCCCGAGCUGCUGCCCAACAUCACGCUGGGCGCCCGCAUCCUGGACACCUGCUCCAGGGACACCUACGCCCUGGAGCAGUCCCUCACCUUCGUCCAGGCGCUGAUCCAGAAGGACACGUCUGACAUCCGCUGCUCCAACGGCGAGCCGCCCCUCAUCCGCAAACCGGAGAGGGUGGUGGGCGUGAUCGGAGCGUCGGCCAGCUCCGUGUCCAUCAUGGUGGCCAACAUCCUGCGGCUGUUCGAGAUUCCUCAAGUGAGCUACGCGUCUACAGCUCCAGAGCUCAGCGACAACAACCGCUACGACUUCUUCUCCCGGGUCGUUCCGCCGGACUCGUACCAGGCCCAGGCCAUGCUGGACAUCGUCAAGGCUCUGGGCUGGAACUACGUCUCCACGCUGGCGUCCGAGGGCAACUACGGCGAGAGCGGCGUGGAGGCCUUCAUGCAGAUCUCCAGAGAGGCCGGUGGGGUGUGCAUUGCCCAGUCGGUGAAGAUCCCCCGAGAGCCAGCUGAGGGCGAGUUUGAUAAGAUUAUCAAACGUUUGAUGGAGACCAGUAAUGCCAGAGGAGUCAUCAUCUUUGCCAACGAGGACGACAUCAAGCGUGUUCUUGAAGCAGCGAGGCAGGCUAACCUGACAGGUCACUUCCUCUUUGUUGGGUCAGACAGCUGGGGGGCCAAGAGCUCACCAAUCGCCGAGCUAGAAGACGUUGCAGAAGGCGCUGUCACCAUCCUGCCUAAGCGGGCCUCGAUUGACGGCUUUGAUCAGUACUUCAUGUCUCGGUCCCUGGAGAACAACCGCAGGAACAUCUGGUUCGCCGAGUUCUGGGAGGACGACUUCAGGUGCAAAUUGACCCGUCCUGGAAUCAAACUGGACUCAGACAAGAAGAAGUGCACAGGAGGAGAACGAAUUGGUCAGGACUCGUCCUACGAGCAGGAGGGGAAAGUUCAGUUUGUGAUCGAUGCCGUUUAUGCCGUCGCCUACGCUCUGCACAACAUGCACCAAGACCUCUGUCCCAACAGCCACGGGGUCUGCAGCAGUAUGGACCCGGUGGAGGGGCGCCUGCUGCUCGACUACAUCAGAGCCGUCAACUUCAAUGGUAGUGCUGGGACCAGCGUUCUGUUCAACGAGAACGGGGACGCUCCAGGACGCUACGAUAUCUUCCAGUUUCAGAUGACCAACCACAGCCACCCUGGCUACCAUGUCAUCGGCCAGUGGACCAACAACCUGAGGCUCAAUCUGGAGGAGAUGCAGUGGUCCGGAGGAGACAAAUCCGUCCCAGAGUCCAUCUGUAGCUUCCCCUGCAAACCCGGAGAGCGGAAGAAGAUGGUGAAGGGAGUUCCCUGCUGCUGGCACUGCGAGCUCUGUGACGGGUACCAGUACCAGUUGGACGAGUUCACCUGUGAAAUGUGUCCAACGGACAUGCGGCCCGUCCCCAACCGGACGGCCUGCUGUCCCACGCCCAUCAUCAAGCUGGAGUGGAACUCUCCCUGGGCCCUGGUGCCCGCCUCUCUCGCCAUGCUGGGUAUCCUAGCAACCAGCGCCGUGGUGGUAACCUUCAUUCGCUUUAACGACACCCCUAUCGUCAGGGCGUCCGGAAGAGAGCUGAGCUACGUCCUCCUGACCGGUAUCUUUCUGAUUUACCUGAUCACCUUCCUGAUGAUCGCGGAGCCAGGUGUGGUGGUGUGUGCGUUCCGGCGCCUCCUGCUGGGCCUCGGCAUGGCCAUCACCUACUCCGCCAUGCUAACCAAAACCAACCGCAUUUACAGAAUCUUCGAACAGGGCAAGAAGUCGGUGACUCCUCCCAAAUUCAUAAGCCCCACCUCCCAGCUCGCUAUCACCUUCAUCCUCAUUUCUGUCCAGGUUCUGGGCGUGUUCGUGUGGUUCGCUGUGGUUCCUCCUCACACCAUCAUCGACUACGAGGAGCUCCGCCCACCAAACCCAGACCUGGCCCGAGGCAUCCUCAAGUGUGACAUGUCGGACCUGUCCAUCAUCUGCUGCCUGAGCUACAGCAUCGUUCUCAUGGUAACAUGUACGGUUUACGCCGUGAAGAGCCGAGGCGUUCCAGAAACGUUCAACGAAGCGAAGCCCAUCGGCUUCACCAUGUACACCACCUGCAUCGUCUGGCUGGCCUUCGUCCCCAUCUUCUUUGGUACCGCUCAGUCCACCGAGAAGAUGUUCAUCCAGACUGCCACCCUGACCGUCUCCAUGUCCCUCAGUGCUUCUGUCUCUCUGGGGAUGCUGUACAUGCCCAAAGUUUACGUCAUCGUCUUCCACCCGGAGCAGAACGUCCAGAAGAGGAAGAGGAGCUUCAAGGCGGUUGUCCAGGCAGCCACACUGUCCCAGAAGACGGACAAACCCAACGGAGACACCAAGAUCGAACCCGACAGAACUCAGUAGCUCCACCUGCUGGAGGCAAGAAACAUUUCAGCGUUUCUAGUGACGAAGAACAAAACCUUGAUUUGAUACUUGAACUCAUCCUGACCCCAACGGAAACAUCUGAGCCCUGACCAGAGCCACGCAAUGAUGAUGAUGAUGAUGAUGAUGACCAAGAUGAGAUGAUGAUGAGGGUGAUGAUGAAGAAUCCUGUUUUCUCUCCUCAGGCCUCAGCCAACCAGAGAAGAGCCUGAUGACAUCAUCACCAUCAUUAUCAUGAAGACACUGAGCUUUAAUUGUGAAAACCAGACUUUAGGUCAGACAGGAAGUAGAGACAUGUUGCGUUCAGGGGAUGUGUGGAGCUCAGUCAUGUUGCCAUGGCAACAUUGAACAUGGGGACAUCAUUCUGCCUGGUGGGGGUCUGUGACAUCACUGACAACACCUGAGCACUUCCUGCCAGAGUCUGACUUUUCACAAUAAAAGUUUUACACUAAAUGUUUUCUAAGAAAUGGGUGAACUGCAGGAGAGGUUACCUGAGGAGCUCACCUGUUGCUUCAGCCUGUUUCCAUGGAACAUGUGAUGGUCAGUUCUGGGUUCUGGUUCUGAAGUUCAGGUUCUGAGCAUCUCAGUGAAACAGAACUUCAGUCCACAGAACCAGAACCUCUAACAUUCCUGUGAAUCUCUCUGUGAAUAAAUGAUUUAAUUUCAAA
Molecule: messenger RNA, 3774 nt
Organism: Gambusia affinis (western mosquitofish)
Lineage: Eukaryota; Metazoa; Chordata; Actinopteri; Cyprinodontiformes; Poeciliidae
Gene: grm6a
Product: glutamate receptor, metabotropic 6a
Exons: 15
Coding region: 383-3088 (901 amino acids)
Biological process (GO): G protein-coupled glutamate receptor signaling pathway; regulation of synaptic transmission, glutamatergic
Cellular component (GO): membrane
Molecular function (GO): adenylate cyclase inhibiting G protein-coupled glutamate receptor activity
Source: RefSeq, a predicted model, not a curated record